AAAUGUUGGGCACAGAAAAUUUAGUUUAAUUAUCAUAGUGCCGAUAAGCUUCGCAACCGGUGGACGCGCUUACAACAUGACGAACACAGCUGGCGGUGGCGUCACGUGGUCGGAAUGGCUGGUGCAGACCAAUGACAUCAAGCAGCUGUGGGCAGCGCAACCCACAUACCUAUUGUCACAAGGUGUCUACGUAUUAGCGGGGCUCAUCACUUUGCUACACGCCUUCAGAAAAGGUGGUCGCUGGCCUUACUUGUGGUUGGCAACGAUCCUACAUGGAUUGUGGACCGACAACUUCUGGCAUUUUGUGGUGCCAGAGUAUGACAACUUUUGGCAUUCGCAAACACCAAUUAUAUUCCUAGGUGCAAGAUUGCCUCUGCACAUUAUUUUAUUGUACCCUGCAUUUAUUUAUCAUGCGGUCUAUGCAGUAUCCAGGUUGAAUCUCCCUAAAUAUGCAGAACCAUUCGCAGUGGGCCUUGUUACGGUCCUUGUGGAUUUACCAUAUGAUAUUGUUGCCGUUAAGUUUGUUCACUGGACCUGGCAUGACACAGACCCUAACAUCUAUGACAGACAUUACUGGGUACCAUGGAACUCGUACUACUUCCAUGCUACAUUCGCUGCAAGUUUCUACUUCUUCUUCAUAGCAAGUAGGAAUUGGUUUGCACCAAAGGUUUCUCAAUGGGAUUCGGCUGGCAAGAAGUCUGAAUGGAAGGCACUAUUGAUUGCCUCCUUCAUGGGCAUGCCUGGUGGUGUCCUGAUGUUUGUUCCCAUCUACCAUCCCCUGCAUGACAUCUUUAAGAUCCACUCUGAAGUCACUUUCUUCCUACUCUUCUCUAUAUUUGCUGUUAUUGUUGUCACUGGACUGUUGAGUGACAGAGAGAAGGCCACCAAGAAAUUGACAAAAAUAGACUACUUACUCAUCGCUCAGUUGGCCGUCCACUACCUUUUGUACUUGAGCUUCACAAUAUUCGCCAACCCCGAGCAAGAGUGGUCACUUGGACUGCACGAGCCAGUUGGACCUUGCAAUGAAGUAGCCACCCUCACCACGCCAUUCGGACAGGUAUUGGAGAAACGCAAGUACUUCUGCCCAACUGACUACAAUGAGGACUAUUUUGAUUUCCACUGCGUCAAACAAUUGCCUCCCAAUGGUGCGUCCUGGUACGUCGUGUGCGGGACUCCAUUCCAAAACCGUGCGGAGUACAUAACGGUGUUGUCAACAAUUUUGGUGGUCGCUACAGGCGUGUUCUACAGCCUGUACUUCAAGACAGGGGCACAAGAGGCUGCACCCAAGAAGCUGAAGAAAAAAUAAACCUUUUUUUGCGUGUUCUGUGUCGUGAAGUGAAUCAAGUAAAUUAUUUUUUAAUUAUAAGACUCAAAUGUCAAUCAACAACAAUUUUAUCGAAUAAAAUUGUGUAACAAUGUA
Trichoplusia ni (cabbage looper) is the source of this 1420-nucleotide messenger RNA. RefSeq lists its product as uncharacterized. The record is from RefSeq and is a predicted model, not a curated record. The coding region runs from base 77 to 1306 and encodes 409 amino acids. NCBI's taxonomy places the organism in Eukaryota, Metazoa, Arthropoda, Insecta, Lepidoptera, Noctuidae. The transcript has 8 exons.